ACUAGGUCAAAGGGUAGUCCCAAAUGUAAACAGUCGGAUCCGUCGGAGGGCAGGGCAGGUGAGAUAAUAUGAAGCUUUUGUCGAGGGCGGUGCAGUCUGCGCUGAGUCCGAGGGAGUGGAGCCGCAGACACUUCUGGGGCUGGCUCAAUGCAGUCUUCAACAAGGUGGACUAUGAAAGGAUCAAAGCUGUUGGUCCGGACCGAGCUGCAGCAGAGUGGCUGCUGAGAUGUGGUGCCAAAGUGAGGUUUGAAGGUUUCGAGCGCUGGCAUCACGACUACAACGCGCUGCCAACUGGACCUCUGGGCAGGUACAAGAUCCAGGGGAUUGACGCCACCGAAUCCUGCAUCAUGUACAGAGGGUUUGACCACCUGGACGGUUUGAAAUAUUUGGAGGAAAUCAAGUUCAACAAGUGUAUCUACAUUGAGGACACCUGCCUGGAGAAGUUGAGUUCAAUAGAGAACCUACAGGAGACUUUGUUGAUGAUGGAGGUGGUGUCGUGUGGGAAUGUGACUGAUAAAGGCAUCAUCGCCCUGCACAAACUCAGGAAUCUGGAGAAUCUGUUUCUCAGUGAUCUUCCUGGAAUCAAAGAUAGAAAUACGACAGUUGACAGACUGCAGACGGCACUUCCCCGUCUGGACGUAGUGCUGGAUCUGGACUGAUGGAGAAACCACUUCCUAUUUAAGAUUGUAAAAUAAGCAUGCCUUUAUUAAAAGGUUUUCAAAGUAAAAGACUCCAUUUUGAAGGAGGACAGACUGCAGCAUAAGGGGCUUUGAUCGUUCGACAUGUAGAUCCUUCAGUUAAACUUUUAAGUGUAUUUACAUGUGAAUCAUUACGUUUUUGUUAAAUGAGAGAGUGGAGAACAGCAGCAGCGUAAUCGCUCCUUUGCUUUUGUACCAGGAUGUACUUUAUCCAGUAAAUCUUGAGAUUGUCUUGUGUUGCACAUAGAAAAUGUCACUCACUGACUUCACGCUGAUCUUGUUAAUAGCAACCACAGUCGAGUAGAUGUUUUAUUUAAUGGGGGGAAUAUGUUUGUAGUAUUGUUGGAAAAAAACUUCAGUUUUAACUCUGUUUACGAAUUAACCAGGAUUAAAGAUGCAGUUUCCUGACAGAUUUUUAUCCUUGUCACUAAAUCCAAAUACCAAAAAGGGUGAAAAAAGUGCAAUUAGAUUAGCAGUUUAUAAUCAGACAGCAUUUCUAACAAGUCCCUUCAGGAUGUCGCAGGAUUUUUGGGGGAUUGUUGCGACUUAAAAUGCCUGAUUUUAAAUGCAAUUAAAUUGGGGGAGAAAAGGAGAAAAAUCGCAAAAAUAGUUUUUUUGUAUAAUUCAUUCAAAAUAUCAAAGGUAACUCGUCCCAGAGUUUGAAGUAUUCUGAGUAACCAAAAAGGCUCAUGAUUGUGAGGUUAGAUGUGAGACAUUUGUGUCACACAUGUUCUCAUGAUCUGCAUCUUCACAACCAGAAACAAGGAAGUGGGUUUGGUAACGUAUGGCUCAACGUUUUGAAACUACAAUGAUUGGUCAAAUUUUGUGGAAAAGAAGAAAGAGAAAGAGAAAGAGAAGAAGGAAGAGAGAACAGCAGCAAGGUUCGACUUCAUGGGAAAUUUUUCAAGUUCAAGCUUUAGAGAAACACUCCAGCAAAGAGAAGCAUUAAAGCACUUUAUAUUGUUGACACCAGUUUUUCUUUAUGGAAUUAACUAUUCAGUAGUUUAUUAUAACAUUUAAAAGGUAUUAAAGAUUGCUCUACAUGUGAGUACACAGAGAAAAUAAUUUGUGAAAUGCUGAGGACUUCAAGGAUUCAAGAGUUUAAAUCAUUUCCCUUUAGAUUAAUUUGGCAUUUGUACAAUAUCUGAGGACAGACAGAUGGCUGUGAACAUCCUUAGCACCAAAGUUGUAUAAAUGAGUACAAUGUGGUAUUGUGAAUGCUAUAUGCUAGUAAAUGUGGGAAUGUUUACAACUGUAUUCACUCCUGACGUCAAUAAAUAUUUUCAGAAAUGA
Morone saxatilis (striped sea-bass) is the source of this 1991-nucleotide messenger RNA. RefSeq names its product distal membrane arm assembly complex 2 like (gene dmac2l). Bases 69 to 659 code for a protein of 196 amino acids. Lineage: Eukaryota; Metazoa; Chordata; Actinopteri; Moronidae. The transcript is spliced from 5 exons. The record is from RefSeq and is a predicted model, not a curated record.